This is a messenger RNA of Drosophila subobscura, 2166 nucleotides long. Its product is annotated as ras-like protein family member 10B. The record is from RefSeq and is a predicted model, not a curated record. The transcript is spliced from 6 exons. Gene Ontology annotation, molecular function: GTP binding; GTPase activity. NCBI's taxonomy places the organism in Eukaryota, Metazoa, Arthropoda, Insecta, Diptera, Drosophilidae.
AACUCGAAUAUGCCUUGUCCUGCCCCACAGCUACAGCCAUCAAUCCAGCUUUAACCCGACCGCCGCCCUUAUACUGAACCAAAGUCUGCUGCUUUGAGGACCUUCUUCUAUCCGAAAACCAUUAACCAAUAUAAUCAGUCAAGCUGGCGUCGUUAAAGCAAAGGAAUAACAACAAUACUACAAGCAAUUAUAAUAACAAUAUAAUGUGGAGUAGUACAAUAUCGCCAACAAACUCUAAGAAACUAUUGAUCGGUAGCACACGAAGCGUUGAUUAUGUCGGUGAUAGUGCAAGGACAGCAACAGCAGCCACUAAUAAAACAGGAGCAGCAGCAGCCCCAGUCCCAGCCACAGCCACAGCCCCAGCCUCAGGAGCAGCAGGAGCAGGAACCAAAGGAACCAAAGCAAAAGCCAGUCCCAGUGCCAUUGCAGCCAACAAAGCCACAAAGAUCUCAAUUGAAAUGGAGCUUCAUAUACAAAAUAAGUGCAUUUCGGCAUAGCGCAUCACUCUGGAGGGUGGUGCGGAGCCGCCAUGGCUGCAGGGCCCCCUUAAAGCCGCAUUUUUGGGGGCUACUGGCGUCGGCAAAACAAGCAUAUUACAGCAAUUUUUCUACCAUGACUUUCCCAAGACUCAUCAGACGACAACACGUCGGAAGAUUUAUAAAAACUGUUUGGUCUGCGACACCUGCAUACGUGAGCUGAUGGUACUGGACGUUCCACCCCAGAAGCGAUUUCCGGCUGAUAACUUCGCCGAAUGGAACAACGGACAUCCGCUGGGGCUGCGAACGGUGCACGCAUAUGUGCUAGUCUAUGACAUGGGCAAUUUGGAAACAUUUCAGUACUGCCGCUCGAUGAGAGAUCAAAUCUUGGACAGUUUCAGUCAUCGUGAUUUUAGCAUAAUUGUGGUUGGCAAUAAAUAUGACAAUGUGACUGAGGCGCAGGCCAACUCGCAGGAGCUCAAGGAUAUUUCCACGCUGGUGCGCAAACAUUGGCGUUGCGGCUAUGUCGAGUGCUCGGCGCAAUACAACUACAAAAUCGGCGACGUAUUCCGUGAGCUAAUGGGCUGCACGAGCAGUGGGAGCAACAUGAGUGGUGGCGUUGGCGGUGGCGGUGUCGCUGGAGGAGGCGGUGGCUUUGGCACUGAGUUCUCACAAUCAACUAGGAAUAAAGGACGCUGUACAAUACUUUAGCAAAUGUUGCAUAAGUUUUUUAAGCAAACAUUUUGAUCUAGCGCGUAAAUACGAGUGUCCCGGGUGGAUACUUUCGCAUCUGUUUGUUGCCGACGACAUGGGGGCGAGAUGUGGUGGCAAGCUGGCGUAUACGCCAUCUCCUUGAGGCCAACAGCAGCAACAACGGAAGCAGCAGCAACAUCAACAGAAGAAACAACAUUGUUGCCCCUUGGCAAUGGCUGCAGAUGCAUAUUUUAGCAUACAUUUUAGUGGCCACACUUUGCAGUUGUCCCCGUGUGUCGACUCCCCUGCCCACCCCUCUUCUUUUGCCCUCGCUUUUGUCUGCCAUUAUUACAACAUUUCGCUGGCUGCUUUUAUGGGUCGCAUUGCUUUUUUGUUUGCAAGAGCUCCGCUCAUUUAAAUGCCAAUGCGAAUGGGAAUGGGAAUGAGAAUGGCAAUGGCAUGGCAAUGUCAGUCGAACCUCGGAUACCCCAGAUACAUUUGGCCAGGAGCAAGAGCCACGCCAGAACGCCAACGAGCAUCAUCCUCCUGUUGACAACUUUUGUGCAUUCGCAUUUGCAUUUGCAAUUCAAUGCCCGUAAGCCUGGCAGGAAGAGCAGCGCAGCAGACAUGAAUAUGCAACACAACAAUAAGAGUAUCCCCGAAGAUGCACAACAAUUGAAAAGGUUUUAAUAUCAUUUAAUUAUUAUUGCUGUCGCUAUAGUUAUUAUUUUGUUCGUCGUGGAAUCGUAAAUAGGCAAUUAAUCCCACCAUAAUUUACAAUACAUUUUAUGUAACGAACGAAUAACCUUGUUAUGGAAACCAAACCAGAAUCGUAUAAGUAAUAUCUAUAUUUAGGCUAUACAUAAACACAUACAUACAUACAUAUGUAUAUGUACGAUAAACAUACAUACUUUAACGUUGUGAUCAUUUCAAGAAUUAGUUCUUAAGCAAAACCACAAACAAAGCGUCAGCGAAUGUCAAGUCUCAACAACAACAA